Molecule: messenger RNA, 1062 nt
Organism: Aureobasidium namibiae CBS 147.97
Lineage: Eukaryota; Fungi; Ascomycota; Dothideomycetes; Dothideales; Saccotheciaceae
Exons: 2
Coding region: 1-1062 (353 amino acids)
Biological process (GO): secondary metabolic process
Source: RefSeq, a predicted model, not a curated record
AUGGUCAAACUCGCAAUCAUCACCGCCGCUAACAGCGCUUUGAUCAAAGCACAACCACUUACCGCCGUCUUUGUGGGCGCGACCAAUGGAAUCGGAGAAUUCACAGUUCGAGAACUCUGCAAAACUCAUGGUCAUGAGGGACCUGGUUUGAGGAUCAUCAUUGUCGGUCGCAAUGAAGAAGCCGCUCGGAAUAUCAUAGACGAGUGUGAACUCACCUGCUCUGCUACUCAAUUCCGUUUCGUACAAGCAGAGGAUAUCAGUCUUCUUAGAAACGUGGACAAAACAUGCACCAAAAUCCAAGAGAGUCUGCAAGGACUAGAAGCACCCGGCAUAGACAUCUUGAUCCAAAGCCAAGGCAGAGUAGAAUUCGGAGGACGAAUUGACACGAAAGAAGGCCUCGACAAAUCAAUGUCCUUGCUCUAUUACUCACGCAUGCGAUUCAUCAGAAACCUUCUUCCGAACCUGCUUUCUUCGCCUCUACCCGCCGGCGCGAAAAUUAUCUCUGUCUAUGCAGGCGGCAUGGAGGCACAAGGCAGCUUGUUUCCAGACGACCUAUCUCUUGACCAGCACUACUCAUUUGCCAACUGUCGUACACAUUCGGUCGCCAUGAAGACCAUGUUCUUCGAGGAUUUGGUGGUGAAACACCCUGGCAAGAUCUCUUGUUCUCACAUCUACCCCGGCUUGGUUGUCCACAAAGGUUUCGAUGAUCCAAGUUACCCAUUGUGGUUCAAGAUUGCGUGGAAGGGUGCAAAGCCUUUCACAAGAUUCCUGCCCAUGUAUCUCACGGCCGAAGAGAUUGGCCAGAGAGUGCUAUAUCUCGCAACCGACAGGUUCCCAGCCAGAGAAACUGAGCAGAAGUUGGAGGGAUGUGUCAGAGCGACUGAUGGUGUCGUAGGAGGUGGUGCGUACUCUGUCACGUACACGGACGAGAUCAAUGAUGUCGGUAAAUUCUACCAGAAGCUAAGGCCUGAAGGUUUCAAGGAGUCAGUUCUCCAACACACUGGGGACGUGUUCGAAGCUAUUGAGAAGGAUGGCGUUUUCCGGGCUACGAAGAAAACCUAA